Ostertagia ostertagi is the source of this 486-nucleotide messenger RNA. Lineage: Eukaryota; Metazoa; Nematoda; Chromadorea; Rhabditida; Trichostrongylidae. The record is from the annotation of a GenBank genome assembly.
AAGUCAGCGAUUCUCAAGAAAGUCGGACGACACUCACAAGCCCAGAGCGAAGUGUGUUUGAUAUCACUGUGGCGUGGCGACGACUCAUUCAAACAUGUACAGAACGCCAUCGCCCGGUUCUGCAAGGAGUACGCUUUUGUCCAAGGUGUCGACAUUGCAAUGACGGAGUCCACGAAAGCAACACGUAAAGAAGCCGAGCUUUGGAUUAUUACACCAGUGCCAACGCCAGCUCUUGUCGUCGCUACCGAGAACAACGUGACAGACCCAGCGCCCACUGACACCGAACAACCGCCGAAUUUGGAAGAGGAGACUCUAACUCCAGCAGUCGAAAUCGAUGCACCUAUCGUUUCGCCUAACGAACUGCAAUACCCUGAAGAUGUGAUUCUUGUUCGAGACAGUUCCACGGCUGACACUAUGCCUGUGGACAAUAAGUCCGACGGGCCCCCGCACCAGACUCUGCAUGUCCCUGCACCGGAAGAGAACGCA